AUGAAGGCCCCAGCAGCCCUCUCGCUGCUCGCCAGCCUCCUCGGCACAACCAUCGCCCAGCAAACCACCCCCCUUGGCUCCGUCAGCUUCAACGCCCCCCAAUGCGGCGGCGGCAAGAAUAACCACAUCAACGCCGCGGACUGCAACACCGCCGUGCCCCAGCUGCUGUCCGCCCACUGCACCGACGGCGUCUGCAGCAUCCCUCCUGCGACUCAGGGCGCCCAAGAGUCCGCCAUUUCUGUCACGGUCGGACAGUGUGAGGUCUUCAUCGGCGCAUUUGCAAACGGAAACGCGGUUACGUUUGACGAGCAGUCUGUGCAGGACGCCUUUCCCGAUUUCAUAUCGGAGUGUCUUGCUACCUCUGGGGGGUUUGGCAGUCCGCUCCUGAUUUCGACUGAUGGGGUUCUUCGCUUGGUCAUCUCAAACGGAGAGAGCGGUGGUGGCUAA
This is a messenger RNA of Trichoderma reesei QM6a, 447 nucleotides long. RefSeq lists its product as uncharacterized. Lineage: Eukaryota; Fungi; Ascomycota; Sordariomycetes; Hypocreales; Hypocreaceae. The record is from RefSeq and is a predicted model, not a curated record. The transcript has a single exon. Bases 1 to 447 code for a protein of 148 amino acids.